This is a messenger RNA of Photinus pyralis (common eastern firefly), 1506 nucleotides long. Its product is annotated as protein bowel-like. The transcript is spliced from 2 exons. Gene Ontology annotation, biological process: embryo development; embryonic hindgut morphogenesis; regulation of transcription by RNA polymerase II. Bases 1 to 1173 code for a protein of 390 amino acids. Gene Ontology annotation, cellular component: nucleus. Gene Ontology annotation, molecular function: DNA-binding transcription factor activity, RNA polymerase II-specific; RNA polymerase II transcription regulatory region sequence-specific DNA binding. Lineage: Eukaryota; Metazoa; Arthropoda; Insecta; Coleoptera; Lampyridae. The record is from RefSeq and is a predicted model, not a curated record.
AUGGCAGCUCGUUAUCAGCAGAUGGAAGAUAUAUCAAAGGUGUUGGCACUCGCAGGCAACGGUGAACGUUACACACUCUUACAGUAUAUACAUAGCAAGGAGAAGCCGUUCAAGUGUGGAGAAUGCGGGAAGGGCUUCUGCCAGUCGAGGACUUUAGCAGUCCACAAAAUUUUGCACAUGGAAGAGUCGCCGCAUAAGUGUCCAGUUUGUAGCCGCUCGUUUAAUCAACGUUCCAAUCUCAAAACGCAUCUCUUAACGCAUACGGAUCAUAAACCCUACGAGUGCAAUUCCUGCGGAAAGGUGUUUAGGCGCAACUGUGAUCUGCGACGACACGCUUUGACCCACGCGGUAGGGGACGUACCCGCUGACGACUUAGGAGACGGUUUCGCAGCUUCAAACGACUUGGAGCCCUUAUCGCCACGUCCACGCAGUCCCUCGCACGACGGUAGAGAGGAGUCGAUACGAACCUGCUCUCCAACGCCCGAAAGAACGCAGUGUCACGAACCCUGUUCAUCAUCAAGCCCGUACACCAUGCGACCGCACCCCGACAGUCUGGACAAACGCACCGAACACGACAUAGACGACCCAGAAUUGGACGACGAGCCCGAAAUAGAUCCCGGACAAGAAGAAAAUCCAGAACCAGAACCUCCACACCCUCAACUGCAAAUCAGGCGAGACCUGCACCACCCCACGCUGAAAUCAUCAACGAUCACCAGUGCAAGCAUGGAAAUGGGAUUCCUAAGUCCAUUCCGAAAACGAGUCCUGGACGCCGAUAGACCGUCGACGAUUACGAACAGCGGCCGGCAGACGCCUCCCAUGGCGCUACGCAUAGCUCCCAUGCACCUCCCACCGCCUCCUCCUCAUCUAAUCUCCCAAAGCGUACCCAUACCACCCACACCGCCAGUAUUAAAACCACCCGACCACCCUCCUCCGCCAAUACACGUCCUCUCGCUACCACCAACAUCGGCCCACAUGUCGUCGAACAUCAUCCGCAACAUCCCCCACAAAUACAACUGCGAACCAUGCCCGAGCACCAGCGGCGCCACCGGCAACAACUUCGCCAGCGACCUCUCGAUGAAAAAGGAACUACCGCCGCCCCCUCGACCGCCUCAUAAUCCACCGCCGCCGCCGCGCAAGACCGGCUUUACAAUAGAAGACAUAAUGAGAAGGUAGUAGACAAAGUGGAGUAGGUAACUUUCCAUUUCGCAUGUUCCUCAAUAAUUUUGUAGAUAUGUAAAUAAAGGAUGGGACUCAAAAUGCUCGCAAUAAGGUCGAUACACAAUUAAAUUACGGGUAGGACUUUUCUUUAAUUUUGUAUCGAUAUUUACGUGAACCGAAAUGAUGCCGAUCAUUUUAGGGCACGCCUAGGAUUAAGUGAGGUAUUCUAUGUACAAGUAUUAUUUAAGUACGAUCUCGGUAUUUAUGUAUAAAACAAAUUAGUGAUAAAUGCAAAAAAAAUGUGUUGUACAAAGUUUUGAUAAUAAACAAAAAGAAAAUUUUACUCGA